Molecule: messenger RNA, 548 nt
Organism: Salvia hispanica
Lineage: Eukaryota; Viridiplantae; Streptophyta; Magnoliopsida; Lamiales; Lamiaceae
Product: sm-like protein LSM5
Biological process (GO): mRNA splicing, via spliceosome
Cellular component (GO): U6 snRNP; Lsm1-7-Pat1 complex; U4/U6 x U5 tri-snRNP complex
Molecular function (GO): RNA binding
Source: RefSeq, a predicted model, not a curated record
GGUCGCACUAUCGUCUUCUCCACUAUUUAUUUUUUUUUAAAAAUAUUUUGAAAAAACCCUCGUAAAAUUCCCCAAGCAUUUGUUAAUGUCUUCUAACAAUCCAUCGCAGCUCCUCCCAUCAGAGUUGAUUGACCGAUGCAUCGGGUCGAAAAUAUGGGUGAUAAUGAAGGGAGACAAGGAGCUGGUGGGUACCCUCCGCGGCUUCGAUGUGUAUGUUAAUAUGGUGUUGGAAGAUGUUACUGAAUAUGAGAUCACUUCUGAAGGACGCCGUAUUACAAAACUUGACCAAAUCUUGCUCAACGGCAACAACAUUGCCAUAUUGGUUCCCGGUGGCUCACCUGACCCAGAAUGAGAUGGCAGUCCGGCUCCUGCUGUCAUGUGUUUGAUGAUCUGCUUCUGUUUGAAAAGAAGCCGUAUAACUUCUAGUAGAUCAAUUUGAAUUUUGUAAAACAAGACUAAUGGUAUGAAACAGUGCAUUAGUUUGAUGUAGUGGUCAUAUGGGAUAGUCUCUAUUGUUCAAUAUCUGAAAAUUCCAUUCUGAUUUCCUA